Molecule: messenger RNA, 843 nt
Organism: Penicillium manginii
Lineage: Eukaryota; Fungi; Ascomycota; Eurotiomycetes; Eurotiales; Aspergillaceae
Product: ankyrin repeat domain-containing protein
Exons: 1
Coding region: 1-843 (280 amino acids)
Molecular function (GO): protein binding
Source: RefSeq, a predicted model, not a curated record
AUGCUACUCUUAUUAGAAAGUUCCGAUACUCAAACGCAGAUAUCGCUUCUACAUGCAUUGCCGGGACUUAUUGGGGUGUUCACACCUCGACACAUGAGUAUUCAAGAUGAGGGUUUCAAUACAAUUCUACAUAUACUUGCGGCAAGAACUGAGGAAGACCUAACAGCCACUUUGCUUGCAAAAAAAGGAAUCUCGCCAGACCUGAAAAAUAAGGAGGAUCGAACACCGCUAUCGCGAGCAGCUCAGUAUGGAAACGUGUAUAUGGCAAAUGCUCUAGCAGAGCGGGUCGAUGUGACAGCAGACUCAACAGAUCAUCACAAUCGAACUCCGUUGUCAUGGGCAGCGGCAUGUGGGCAUGACGAAAUCGUGAGGCUGCUAGUAAAGCGAGAUGAUGUCAAAGUAAACUCAAGAGACGAUUACGGACAGACACCCUUGGCAUAUUCAGCCUUUCAAGGACAAGCAAGAGUGGCGAAUCUGAUACUGAAACAAAAAGAUGUUGAAGUCAACUCGAUGGACAACAACGGCCGCACACCUUUGUCACGGGCUGCUGCGCGUGGGCACGAAGAAGUCGUUGAGUUGUUUCUGGAGCGAAGUGACGUCAAAGCGGACUCGAGAGAUAACUACGGUCGAACCGCACUAGCGUACGCAGCUUUUCAAGGGGAGAUGGGGGUCGUGGCUCUACUUGUGAAACGGAAUGAUAUUGAUGUUGACUCGAUAGACGAUAACGGCCGUACACCUUUGUCAUGGGCCGCGGCUAAUGGGCACGAAAAGAUCGUGAGAUUACUAUCAGAGGGGAAAACUUAUUUUUUGCCGGAAAAUGCCUUCAAAUAUCGCUUUAACUAA